GUAAGCUGCUCACCGAACGCGAUUUAGCAGUGUUUGCUGUGUGGAAAACAAAAACUGGUGCAAGCAAAACAUUACCGAACGACCCCUUUCAUAAGCAAGAGUUAUACACAUGGCAGGAACACCAAUUCCGCUUUCUUUUGGAAGAAAGUUGUAACGCUCUUGGCAUGCAGCAAAGGCCUAACCCAGCGAAGAGAUAGGGACCAUGCAAAGGCUGCUUAAGCUUCAUAACGGCUUCUGCUACACCAAUAAUCCCCCUCAUGAUUUUGGAUAUAUCUUCUAGUGGCAACUAUAAAUACCCUUCAAACCUUACCCAUCAAAACCACAACUUAAACUUCCAUACCUGAACAAUUAAGCUCAACAUUAAGUCAAUUAGCAAACGUUGUAGCACUCCAUCGAUCUCAAACUCAAACGUACAAAAAACAGAAAAGAAAAUGAAGGGUGUUGUUAUAGCUUUAGUGAUAGUGGUGGUGGCCAUGUUGGUCUUGGUUAAACCGGGGCAGGCCACAGUCACUUGCCAACAAGUGGUGUCAUCUGUCGCUCCCUGCGUUCCAUAUCUCACCAGUGGCACUGGUAGCCCACCCACGGUGUGUUGCAAUGGGGUUUCGGGUCUGAAACAGCUCGCUUCAACCACCAAAGACAGGCGUGCAGCCUGCCAAUGCCUCAAGGACGUCGCAGAUCACUACCAAAACAUUAAGGAAGACGUCGCAGCUAGUCUCCCCACUGCGUGUAAAGUCCAAAUCAACGUUCCCAUUUCUAGGAGUGUCAAUUGCAACGAUGUGCAGUAAAAAUCAAGGCAACUACAGAUGGAAGUUAAAAUAAAGAGAGAAGCAUGGGGGAUGCUUCUAUCUUCUCAACGGCUACACCUAGCUUUUGGUUGAAUGUGGUCAAGAUAUGGUUCUCACUAGAGAGCCAUGCUACUUAGUUUAUUCAAGCUACCCGUUAUGU
Molecule: messenger RNA, 945 nt
Organism: Prunus avium (sweet cherry)
Lineage: Eukaryota; Viridiplantae; Streptophyta; Magnoliopsida; Rosales; Rosaceae
Product: non-specific lipid-transfer protein A-like
Biological process (GO): lipid transport
Molecular function (GO): lipid binding
Source: RefSeq, a predicted model, not a curated record